Messenger RNA from Gracilinanus agilis (Agile Gracile Mouse Opossum), 4419 nucleotides. RefSeq lists its product as uncharacterized. Gene Ontology annotation, molecular function: beta-catenin binding; actin filament binding. Bases 1 to 4419 code for a protein of 1472 amino acids. Gene Ontology annotation, cellular component: adherens junction; catenin complex. The record is from RefSeq and is a predicted model, not a curated record. Lineage: Eukaryota; Metazoa; Chordata; Mammalia; Didelphimorphia; Didelphidae. Gene Ontology annotation, biological process: cell migration; cell-cell adhesion. The transcript has 7 exons.
AUGGAGGUUUUCCAUUUGUAUGACAUCAGCUCAAUAACCUAUAACAAAAACAUUGAAAGAAUUAUCUCCCCAAUGGUUGCUCAGCUUUGCCAUUUAAUUAUCUCAAUGGAGAGGGGACAAGUGGAGAAUGAAGCAUUUGCUGGUAUAGGGACAAUGGCAGAGGAGUUGGCAAAAACUAGUGAACAACUGGCACAUUCUGCAAGAAGGUUGGCAGAAGAAUCUGAUGAGGAGGCAUUGAAAGAGGAGAUGGUUCCGGCAGCUGAAUUUCUAUUCUUAUCUGGGAAGAACAUAUUACUAGUAACUCAGAAACUCCAUAUUCACCCAGAUAAUCAAGGCUACAAGGAAGAGCUCAUCAUCACAGCUCAGAAGAUCUUGGUGGGAACAUUAAAGAUUCUCCUUACUGAGGAUGAUGCGACAAUAAGGAAAAUCAUUCAAGCAGCUUGUUGGUGUCUGAAUUGCUUUGAAGCCCUGGAGACUUCAGGGGAUGUUUCUACUAUGCAAGCUUUCUUCCAGGAUUUCUCUGAAGGUCUACUUUUUCUGAACACCAUGACUGAACAGCGCCUGCUGGAACUGAAGUGGUCAAUCCAUCGUGAAUCUCUAGCCCAGUGUCUACAGAUCUUGAAGAAGUGUAUUCCUCUACUUCAUACAGCCAGAAGUGGGAGCCUCAGUCAUUCCCAGAACCAGCAGGUGAGAGAGUCCAGGAGCUACGUUUUUGAUCUGACCAAGAAAACCCUUGAAGAACUAAUUGCCCUGUUAAAUGCAGAACGUGAACCACAGAGGGAUCUCCAGGAAAGAAGUGGAGUGUUCUCUCAGCACUUGGAGCAACUUCUGAUGCUACUGGCUGAACCAACAGUAGAAGCUGUCCUUCAGGGAGAUCUAGAUUCUCUCUUAGGGGUGGUGGUAUUCCACUGCAUGCUCCUAGCUGAAUCUUCCAGACCUCCACUGAAGCUGAAGUUAGUCCAAUGCUGCCACUGUCUGUUGGAGCUUAGAAAUAUGAUUAUUCAAUGCCUGGGCAGGCUGGAGACCCUAUCUCCAGGGGACUGCUCAGAUCAGGAGCUGAGGGAGAAAUGGGCCAUGUUGAAGUGUGAGGUGGAUAUUCUUGCCCAAACCAUGCAGAUUGGGCUUCUCUACCAGAUCCUGGAUACGUUUACAGAUGUUCAAGGACCUCUGAAAAGGCUGAUUCAAGCCGCCUGGGGGAUUACAGUGCUUGGCUCUUCCUGGGACCGUGAAGGGUUUGCCAAAAGCCUCCAGCCUUUUAUUAAUGCUUUCUGCAUGCAUUUUGAAAAGAUGUUCAAAGUGGCUCAUUUAGUUUUGGUCCGUUGCACCCACCAUCAAACUGGUAAAGAAAUAGGGGAAGCCAUGUCUAGCCUACAAAAACUUAUGGCCAGAGUACUCCCUCUUUUCACCAAGGGUAAUGAAAGGCUGGAUCUAGCCUGGGUUUCUGAUACCUUCCAGGGUGUGUACCAGGCAUGGGUCCAGGCAGCAGAAGGCCUGUUGGCAUGUUUUGAUAAUGUUUUCAACAUCUCUGAAUUUUUGACUAUGUCUAUUGAGGAAAUGACAGAACACACAGGUUUCUCUGAAUGGGCUUUGAACAGUGGAAAUUCCAAGGAAUUUUCCUGGCAUGUAGCUUAUCUUCAGGGUCGAGCUAAGCACAUAGUGCAAGUGAUGAACAGAUAUGUGGACCAAAACCGAGAUCCCAUUUUUCGGAAUGGUUUGAGAGUUUUAAUUCAGCAACUAGAGAACUCCAUUCCAGUAGUAACAGCAGCUGCUGAGCACUGUUUAGAAAACAGGAAUUAUAUCCAAGCCAAGGAUGAGUUUCUCAGUAAGGCCAAACUUCUUAUUGAUUCUACUCAAAGUGUCCACGAUGGAUUGGAUGGGACCAACCACCCAGAUAUCUUAAGCCCACUCCGAAAUCAAGUCCAUAAAUUCAUCACUCCUAUAGGACAACUGUGCCUUACUCCUCAUAGCCUCUUAGAGUUCAGCAGCCUAGAACCCAUGGGCAAACUCAUUGGCGGGCAUAGUAUAGAUGAAGAAUUCCCAGGCACUUCAAAUGAUCCUAGGGAAUGUCAUUCUAGGAAUAUUUCCACACUCGGCUUUAUGGGUCCUAAGAUCAUUCAACAGGGGAUACCACUAUCUGUCAUCAGGAAACUUGUUCUGGCUGUAGAGAAACAUGACCUCCCAGCAGUCAGUUCUGCUUGCACAGAAUUGCUGGAUCUUGCUAAUUGUACUGAUGCUGCUCAAAAGGCCCUGAUAGGGGAAAAGUCAUCAGAGUUAGAGAUUAUAGGAGAAAGACAAGACAUCAUCUCUCUAACACCUUAUACAAUUGACUUAGCUAAAGAAAUUGCAAAUGAACCAGGCUCUAGUACAGGGAGGGUGCUCAAAGCAGCCCUCCAGCUGUCUGAAAAGAUUGCUGAAAGCCACCAAAGUUUAGCAGGCAUAGCUGGUGAUUGGUACUAUCUCUCUCAGCAGCUGUUUUGUGGCAUCCAGUCUUCUGAUCUUCCAAGGAAUGUGCAGAUCUUUAGUGAAGUUAGGCAGAACAUAAAGGAUGUGGCUCAGCUAGCAGACAAAGCUGGACGGAUGCAUCUGAAUAAAGAGCUCCCUUUGUCAAUCCAGAAUCCAGAGCAAUUGCUCCAGAUUCAAGCUAAACUCAAGAAAGUGGAAACUCAUGCUAGGCACUUACUGGACAAGGUAUUAGAUUCAAAUGGUUUCCAGGCUACUAAGACAGGGGAAACAAGCAUCAAGGGGAUCUGCCUUUUGUGGUCAGUGGCUGUCCAAGCCUUGUUAAGGGGCAUCGAUGGCUUCAUUGGUAGAGACAUUCUAUUCUUAAAGGAGUUGAGGCAGGUGGUAAAGGACAAGUUGGGUUUACAGGAUGGGAUGGCCCCCCUGACUAACACUUCUUUGAGAUUACAGGAAGCUGCAAGACUAUCUGCUUUGUUGUGUGGUGAUGAGAGAGUGAAGGGGGAGGUGGUUUUGCUGCAGGGGGAGGUCCAUGUGCUGACAGAAGCUCUGGUAGAGGUGGCCCAGAUCCUCGCCCUCUCUCCUCCCUUGGCACCCAAUCUGUCCAUCCGUUUUGAACUUCUCCAAAGGGAGCUUGCCCUUCAAGCCAAAGUCCUGGUGGCCUAUCUCAGUAGCAUCAACAAAGACUAUGAAAGGACCAUACAGGAUACCAUUCAGCUAGCACUCUCUGCUUCCAGGGCUUCCAAAGAUGACAAGACAAGAUUCAAAGCUGCUCUGGGAAAGAAUAUGACCCAGAUCACCUCUGGCAUCCAGACAGUUCAGAAAAUUGUGGAGGAAGGUCUGGAAUCUGGACCCAGCCAGGAAAGUCUCCAAAGAAUAAUGGAGCACCUCAUCUUCCUCACUGCUGAAGUUGGACAGAAAUCCCACAUGCUCCUGGAACAUCCUCAGGACAAGGUAGCUGGGAUGCUAGAAAGUCUUCAGUGGGAGUGGGCAGCCGAGGCUCAUUAUGUGACAGCCCAACUCCAGGUGUGGAGAGGCACUCAAACCUCAGCCCUGCAGCAACUAGAACAAGACUUGCAGACUGGUGAUGCAUCUCAAGAUCCUGACCUGACCCUGCCUAGUAAGGAAGAAGGUCGCACAGAGGCAGAAGUGGGUAACAUAACACAUCAGGCUACAUCUUCAAGAGGAAUCUUAGACCCAGGUGGUUCAGAGGAGCCUUGCCCUGACCUGGAGGAUAUUGCUGAUGUGGCAGCUUCUAAAGAGAAUCUGGGUGAGCUAACUAGCAAGUCCCAUGGUGCUUUGCCUUGCUGUCCAUCUGAGCCAAGCCCUGACCCAGACCGUCCAUUUCUGAGGGAUGAUGCCAUGGACAAGUGGAAGGACAACAGUAAUAGAAUUGAACAGCUCACCAGGGAAAUGGCCACAGAAGUGUUUCACAUGGCCCAGAGUCUGAAGAGGAAAGGGACUAUAAUGACCAAAGACCAGUUAAUUGCCUCUGCAAAGAAAACAGCCUCUUCUGGACACCUGUUUGUUAAAUUCAUCCGCCUCGUUGCUAAGAACUGCCUGGAUCAGAGGUGUGCAGAUGAACUCUUGUGUGGGUUGGAGCAAAUUGAGACAAUGAGUAGCCAACUCAACAUCAUUUCCAGUGUAAAAGCAGCUCUAGCAAGCAGCAAGUCCUCUGAAGAGCUCCUUGUGAACAAUGCCCAGAACCUCCUUCAAGGUGUUUUACAGACUUUAAAGGCAGCAGAAGCAGCAUGUCUCCGUGGCUUAAGGGAGCCUCCCCUAGAUGCAGAUGAACAGGAAGCAGCCGCCUUCUGCAUGCAGUGGAAAAGAGAGCUGCUAAAGCACAGAUGCCAAGAAGCAUCAAACCCAGACAGAGACGAGUCUGGACUACGCAAGACAAGAGCAAACAAGGCUCCCACACUUGUGUCCAUGGUUCAAGAACCAUGGACCACUUUAACCUAA